Tarenaya hassleriana is the source of this 3785-nucleotide messenger RNA. RefSeq names its product DNA-directed RNA polymerase 2, chloroplastic/mitochondrial. Lineage: Eukaryota; Viridiplantae; Streptophyta; Magnoliopsida; Brassicales; Cleomaceae. Gene Ontology annotation, biological process: mitochondrial transcription. Gene Ontology annotation, cellular component: mitochondrial DNA-directed RNA polymerase complex. The transcript has 19 exons. Gene Ontology annotation, molecular function: DNA binding; DNA-directed RNA polymerase activity. The coding region runs from base 224 to 3310 and encodes 1028 amino acids. The record is from RefSeq and is a predicted model, not a curated record.
ACGAAAAGAUCUCUCGGUGGAAACAAAACAAGGGUUUAACCAAGGUUUAAGGCGGCUUCGCUUAUUCUACGACUCCCGCUCAGCUUUCGGAUUUUUCUCUAUGAAUUCUUCCCAUUUUCCUGAAUUCUUCCUCAGUUAUUAUAUCCUUCCAACGCUUGAAUUCUCUCGAUUUACUGUUUUUUCCCAGUUGAGUUCGCAAUUCUUUUUCGAUUAAGCUCGAUUGAUGACCGGUGUUAAACCCACAGUGAUCUUGGCAAGUCCCACCAGAUUUUUCGAUCAUUUGGUUCCACUUGAUAAACCCUUGAUUUCUUCUCGAAACCCAGUUGUUCAAUCCUCCGCUAUGUGGAGAAAUAUUGCUAAACAAACAAUUUCAAGGUCACCGGUCAGAUUAUCCGUCUGUCGCCAAAGUCGUGGCCUUUUGGGUUUUUCUAGUGAAUCCAUUUUCCCGGAAAUUUUCAUAUUUCGGCCUUCGGUGAUCGGACCCAUCUCAAGCUCGGGGUUUCACGAUAUGGGUUAUUCUCGAACCUGUGAAAUUCCGGCACCGGGGGAUUUUUCCGGGAGACCCGGGUUCGGAUUUCUCAAGGACGAGUGUUGCUUUCAUCGGUUUUCUCCUAGAAGCUACGUGAAUGCAGCUGAAGCGGUCUCGUCAACGGACAUAGAGGAAGAUGCAUCUGUCGUGGAUGAGGUACAGGAACUGUUGAGGGAGAUGAAGAAAGAAGAGAAGAAGGAGAAGGUUCAUUUGCGGCGGGUGAAACGACAGGAAGAUCUUGGAAUGUUGGAGAAGAAGUAUCAGUCGCUCAAGAGAAGACAAGUUAAGAUUGAGACAGAAGCAUGGGAAAAAGCAGCUAAUGAGUACAAGGAGCUUUUGACAGAUAUGUGCGAGCAAAAGCUUGCCCCGAAUCUGCCUUAUGUGAAGUCGUUGUUUCUCGGUUGGUUUGAGCCAUUACGUGAAGCGAUUGCUAAGGAUCAAGAAUUGUAUAGAUUAGGGAAGAACAGAGCAAACUAUGCAUAUUAUAUUGAUCAAUUGCCGGCAGAUAUGAUAGCUGUCAUCACUAUGCAUAAGUUGAUGGGUUUGCUGAUGACUGGUGGUGAUAAUGGUUGUGUUAAGGUUAUUAUGGCUGCUUGUACCGUAGGUGAUGCCAUUGAACAAGAGAUAAGGAUAUGCAGAUUCUUGGAGAAAACAAAGAAGAAAAAAGAGAAUAUAAGUGAGGGGGUAGAGAAUGUUGAAAAAGAAACUACGGUGAAGGAAGAAGACUGGCUAAAAAGAAAAGUCAGCGAGCUGAUAAAGAAACAGAAGUUGCCAGCGGUUAGACAGAUCUUGAACUCACACGAUGCUUCAAAACCGUGGAGCACUGAUGUUAGGGCUAAGGUUGGAAGUCGACUUAUCGAGCUGUUCAUGAAAACAGCUUACAUACAACCUCCAACUAAUCAGAGGGGUGAUGACCCUCCUGAUAUUCGGCCUGCAUUCGUGCAUACGUUCAAAACAGUAAAGAACAGCAAGAAGAGUGGCAGGAGAUACGGUGUGAUUGAGUGUGACCCUUUGGUCCGCAAAGGCCUGGAAAAAACUGGUUGGCACAUGGUAAUGCCAUACAUGCCGAUGCUUGUCCCCCCUGUCAACUGGUCCGGUUAUGACAGAGGAGCUUACUUUUUCUUACCAUCUUAUCUCAUGCGUAUUCAUGGAGCAAAGCAACAACGAGAAGCACUUAAGAGCACCCCGAGGAAACAACUACAGUUAGUCUUUGAGGCCUUGGAUACACUUGGAAAUGCAAAAUGGAGGGUAAAUAAAAGAGUUUUAAGCAUUGUGGAUAGAAUAUGGAACAGUGGGGGCCGUCUUGCUGAUCUGGUGGAUCGCAGUGAUGUUCCUUUGCCAGAAAAGCCAGAUACUGAAGAUGAGAACAUUCUCAAAAAAUGGAAGUGGAAAGUCAAAUCUGCAAAUAAGGAGAACAGGGAGAGACAUUCUCAGCGUUGUGACAUUGAACUCAAGCUCAAUGUGGCUCGGAAAAUGAAAGAUGAGGAAGGUUUCUACUAUCCACACAAUAUUGAUUUCCGGGGACGUGCAUAUCCCAUGCACCCACACCUAAAUCAUCUUGGUUCGGAUUUGUGCCGGGGUGUAUUAGAGUUUGCUGAAGGCAAGCCUCUUGGAAGUUCAGGCUUACGCUGGUUGAAGAUACACUUAGCAAACUUAUAUGCUGGUGGCGUAGACAAGUUAUCGUUUGAAGGAAGGCUGGCUUUCACCGAAAAUCACUUGGAUGACAUAUUUAAUUCAGCGGAUAGACCACUUGAAGGAAGAAGAUGGUGGUUGCAGGCAGAAGACCCAUUUCAGUGCUUGGCUGUGUGCAUAAAUAUUACUGAAGCUUUAAGAAGUCCAUGCCCUGAAACAUUUGUCUCACAUAUUCCUAUUCAUCAGGAUGGUUCCUGCAAUGGUUUGCAGCAUUAUGCUGCUCUUGGAAGAGACACGUUAGGAGCAGCAGCUGUCAAUCUUGUCGCAGGUGAGAAGCCAGCGGAUGUCUACUCAGGAAUAGCUGCUAGAGUUCUUGAUAUCAUGCGACGAGAUGCAGAACAAGAUCCUGAAGUUUUUCCAGAUGCAUUGCGCGCAAGAAAUUUAGUCAAUCAGGUGGAUCGGAAACUUGUCAAGCAGACAGUUAUGACAUCAGUGUACGGGGUUACCUAUAUUGGUGCCCGAGAUCAAAUUAAGAGAAGGUUGAAGGAACGCAGUAUCUUUACUGAUGAUACGGAACUUUUUGGUGCAGCUUGCUAUGCAGCAAAGGUGACAUUGACUGCUUUAGGGGAGAUGUUUCAAGCUGCACGUGACAUCAUGUCUUGGCUUGGUGAAUGUGCAAAGAUUAUUGCAUCACAAAAUCAGCCAGUUCGAUGGACAACCCCAUUGGGUCUUCCUGUUGUGCAACCUUACCGCAAAAUGGGAAGACAUACGAUAAAGACAUCCCUCCAGGUUUUAUCACUUCAAUGUGAAACGGAUAAGGUCAUGGUCAAGCGACAGAGGACAGCGUUCCCCCCAAAUUUUGUUCACUCACUUGAUGGUUCGCAUAUGAUGAUGACUGCAGUGGCCUGCAGAAAGGCUGGCAUAUGCUUUGCAGGAGUUCAUGACUCAUACUGGACGCAUGCAUGUGAUGUGGAUGAACUAAACAGAACACUACGGGAGAAGUUUGUUGAGCUUUAUGACAAACCAAUCCUAGAGGAUUUGCUGGAGAGUUUCGAGAAAUCAUUUCCUCACCUGUCAUUUCCACCUUUGCCCGAAAGAGGAGACUUUGAUCUGAGGGAGGUAUUGAAUUCUCCAUAUUUCUUCAACUGAGAGAAAUCUAUGGUUUCACUCCAUGUUCAUCUCCAUCUUCAAGGUCUAAAGAAAGGUACAGAUGAGAUUCAUCUAGAAGAGAGAUCUCCUGAGCAUGUUGUAGAUAUCACUGACAAGAACAAUCCUCAUGACGUGAAGCUUCUACAAACACAACCCAUCUUGUCUGUUGUUUCCGGUGGAGGGCAACGUCAUGGGACCGGCAUUCUCUCGUGUUAUGUUCUCUGUGCUCUGAUUCAGCUGCUUCAGAGAGCUGAUGCCAUAUGAGCCCCCAUGUGAUUGGGAAAAUAUUUUACUGUACGAGCUUAUACCUCAAAAUCAGGUUUGGGAGUACUGUGGGCAACUGGGUUAGGAUUCCUUGUAUGUUGUAUUGUAAACUGGUUGGUAUACCGCCUAAAGAGUAGCAAUUAAGAGUUAUUAACCGAGUUGAUACAGAAUGGUUUUAAUCAAAAUACCAUUUUGGAAGUUUCUUUUGACA